Messenger RNA from Toxoplasma gondii ME49, 1041 nucleotides. Its product is annotated as methyltransferase domain-containing protein. The transcript is spliced from 10 exons. Gene Ontology annotation, molecular function: S-adenosylmethionine-dependent methyltransferase activity. Bases 1 to 774 code for a protein of 257 amino acids. The record is from RefSeq and is a predicted model, not a curated record. NCBI's taxonomy places the organism in Eukaryota, Apicomplexa, Conoidasida, Eucoccidiorida, Sarcocystidae.
AUGUCAAAGCACACGGCGCUGGGGCUGGCGGGCGCCACAGCCUUCGGCGGCGCCUGCUUUCUCUUCUACGUCUUCUCCAAGAAGCCUCCGCCGCAGUCCAGCUUUCCGUCCGAGCAAGAAAGGAAGGCGAUUUUCGACAAGAAUGCCGUGACGUGGGACGGCGGGAUUGGCCUGGACGAAGCUCUUCUCGGAAUUCGCUCGCUGAGGAAGCAGCUCGUGACGCGCGCCCAAGGAGACGUCUUGGAGGUUGCUGCAGGCACCGGCCGAAAUUUCCGGUUCUACGACCCGGCGAAAGUGAAGAGCCUCGUGGUCACGGACUUCAGUCGCCUCAUGCUCCGCAAGGCCCUGGAGAAGAAAGAAGCCCUCAGGGGAAUUCCUGCCGAAUUCAAAUUGCAGAAUUCGGCGAAGAUGAAGUUCCCUGACGAAAGCUUCGACGCCGUCGUCGACACUUUCGGUGUCUGCUCGUAUGAGAAGCCUGUCGAGACUCUGCAGGAGCUCAAGCGCGUGAUCAAACCAGGCGGCGCUCUGCUCCUCUUGGAACAUGGAGAGUCUUCUUGGAUUUAUUUCCAAAAAAAACUCGAGAGGUCCCUGCUGCGCCAUGUGUGGAAAUUCGGCUGCUACCACAACCGCCCCAUUCGCCAACUCGUCAACGACGCCGGUUUCGACGUCGUUUUUGAAAAGCGCCGCGUUUUCGGCACAAUUUAUCUGAUCGUCGCGAGGAAGCCUGCCAAGGAACAUGUCAGACAGUUGCUCGACCGCAAAGAAGAAGAGUAGCUGGAAGAGAAGCGAACGGCAAAGGCAUCUCUUAGAUUCAAAACGCAGCUGCCAAAUGCGAAGAGAGAAGAAGAGACUUGCCAGAUCGUGGAAGGACGCGGCGGAUGAAAAAAAUCGACAGGGACGUCCAACCGCAAGUUCCCUUCUUAUAAGCAAUCUUCCUCACCGCUCCAGGUCGAAGGGUCACACGAUCACGUUUCUCCUACACUAUAUAUAUAUAUAUAUAUAUAUAUAUAUUAUAUAUAUAUAUACAUAUAUAUAUAUAUA